AUGUUCACCCACCGGAACGGGGAACUCGUUGAAAGGCUGGAGUCGACCAAGGAGACGAGCGAGACCAGUUUCUCGCACGAAAAGACAAAGGCGUCGCAAUUCCCCAUCGAGCCCGACACAGACUGCCGGGAGGCAAUGCACAUGGAGAAGGCAGCGCUGGAGUUUGAGGAGGGUGAAUUCCUGGACAUCGAGUCCAUCCGCAGGGACCAGGCGGGCGAGUACGAGUGCAGCGCAGCCAACGAGGUUUCCGCUCCCGACGUUCGCCGCGUCCGCGUCUCCGUUAAGUACGCCCCCACCAUCACCGAGGCUCGCAGCGUCGGAGUCCCCGUGGGCCGCUCCGUGAUGUUGCGCUGCGAGGCGCAGGCCGAUCCCUCCGCAAGCUUCACGUGGUUCAAGGAGGAUCGCAGGCUGCUGAACGGCCUGGCCGGGCUGCACAUCCAGAGCAGCGGGCGCCACUCGCUGCUCACGUUCGUGAACGUCACGGAGGAGACGUACGGCAACUACACGUGCGUCGCCGCCAACGUGCUGGGCGCCAGCAACGCCAGCAUGCUGCUCUACAGCCCGGGAUCAGUGCGUGAUGACAACAACGGUGUCAGUGCGAAGGCCGUGGCGAGCCCGUGGCUUCUCCUCCACGCGACGUUCCUUCUGCUCCUCUUCACCCAGACGGUCUCCUGCAACUAAAAUGAAACGGCUCCACCAAUCAACGCGGAUGACGUCAUCGCCAUCAACAACAAACAUCAAACAGCAAACUUCAACAACGCAUUGUCAACUACAACAACAACAACAACGACGACGACUACGAGGACAAUAUUCACAACCAAUAAGAAUAAUAACAACAAUAAAGAAUAACAAUAAUGCAAUGGUAACAACAACAAAAAAACCCAUCAUAAUGUAGCCUAUUCAUAUGAAUGAUUAUACAUCGUUGAUCGUAAGACCUCAUAUCUAUUAUUCAGGGCUUAAUUUUAUCACGGAAGAGUGUGACGGUUUGUCCCUCUUGUAAGCGCGUGUGGACCUACCACUGCUCCUACUAACCAGUGCUAACCAGCCCAUGGUGACACGUGCUUGUAUACUGGCCGUGGUGUGCCGGGAAUGUGUGGCAAGGAAAAUGUUUUUUUUUUGCCCUGUUUGCCAACAUGGGGUUGAAAAAGGAAGCCCCCUUUUUGUCCCGCAGUCAUCGCUUGAGAUGCAUUGGCCGACAUCAAGACAUCGAAACGCAAUCUCUGUCAAAUUUCCCCCCACUGGGUUCGUUGUGUUUAUCACAAAGUGAUUAUUUUCGUUUGACGAAUGUUCUGGAUAUUCAUCAGAUACUCGGCGGUAACGUACAUCAUGCUGAUGCCAUCACCACCACCGCUCGCCCAUCAGCAUCAACAGCCGUGAUGUAAACCGCUGCAGGUGAUGUGAUGUGUAGAGUACUUGGAGCAAUAUGCAGUUCUGGUCCCUGUAGCUUAAAAUACUUUGUCGUGGGUAGAUUUUUGUUUUCAAUUACAGGAGACCUACCAAUUAUCCGGUUGCAUUGCGGUUGAUUUAAUACUUGUUUUCUUGAGUUGAAAUAAUCUUUAAGGCUACGCUUUAGCAAAAAAAAAUAAGAACAAGAGACGGAUAGAAGUUGUCAUGUCGCAGUUUCACGAUUGGGUUUUUUCGCAUUCUUCAACAAUAAUCCACACAAUAAUAAUUGCAUAAGUAAUAUUGUAGUAGUAGUAAUACUGACAAUGCAUAAUUACAGUAGUAGCAGUAGUACUAAUAAUGUGAAGAUUAUUAUUUAGCAGCAAUGAGAGUCUGAACGGUCAUGAAAUCAACACAAGGGCCGAUCAACACGUGCAGCUGUACACGUCACAGUUGUAGAGGUCACAGCUACAUACGUCAUAUCUCUCCACGUCACAACUGGCGAUUGUUCAGGCCACGUGUUUCCGGGCUGCCCAUUGUGACGUUGAGACUUUGCCAAUCGUGAUUAAGGGGUAGGGUGGGGGGGAGGGGUAGAGGGGGUGGAAAGACUUUAAAGUUACUUAAAUAAUGUUGGUACGUAUGUUCGAAACGGCGAUGCUCAUCAUUCUUACGUGUUUUGUAUUAUACGACAGGUUCCCCACGCACAAAGCGAAACCGCACGAUGUGACAGCUGCCUGCCGAGUACACACACAGUACACACACACACAGUGUCGUAUCUCGGUUUGUAUCUGUGUGGACGUAUUUCUCUGUGGGUAUCUGUGUGUGUGUGUGGGACAGCGGGGAGCGUUAGUGUAGCGGUUAGCGCGCUGCGCUAUGAACCCGGAGGCCCGAGUUUGAUUUCCGUUCACGGCCACCACCAGUGAUUAUUAUCUGAACCGGGUCAUGGGCCUCAACUAGGUUUACUCAGCUUCAAAUUAGUACCUGAAGCCGUGUGUAAAGUCGGUCGGGCAUGGUUAUACAACGUACCGGCCUACAUAGGUGCAGUCUCGCGCAACAGCACUUGUCCCAAGAGUCUGUCAAGGCUAUAGGGGUAUAUUUGUCUUUGUGAGUCCGCUGCCUGCCGGGUAGUGCACACGCUGCACGCACAAUGUUGACCCACGUUCGACCGCAUAGCCGCACUGUGAGCGAAUUCAACACGCAUAUAGCGAAUCUUGGGUAGAAAUAGGCGAGCCGAAUUGACGUGAAAUCCCACAAUCCGAAUAACCCCGCAGAGAGCGAGGGGGUUGCGAGUCGAACUGGGACCCCGAUAUCGAAGAGAGAGAGAGGGGGGGGGGUAGUUCUUUCCCAUUAUAAACAUCGGGGAGAUCCAGCGGCGUUGAUUCGUGCGACGCUGACUACCGCUGAUAAUACACUGAAUGUCGAAAACCGAUUAUUUUGCAACCAACACGCUACGGAAGUGGUGCACUCCCAGGUAGUCCCCCAACCUUGCGGCUGAUCGGAUGCGUAUAAUCGAUUGUUUUUAGCGUCCGUGUGGAUGGACAGAUCAGAUGCGUGGAGAAGGCGUGUAAUGCCCGCUUAUUGUUGUUGUUACCGAAGUACUUUUUUAAGUAACCUUAAAGCCUUUCGGGUUGUUUUUUUUACAGCUGCGUUUUAAUUUCAACUACAACACGUGGCCACUAAAACGCAGUCACCUCUUUCAACCCCCCCCCCCCCACGUAACCUAUAAAGUUUUCAUUCGUGUAAUAAGGAAGUAUAAUCACGUGUUUUUUUGUUCUUUAUAACAAUAAUAAUAACAUUCAUUUAUCAGUCCACCGCGAAGUGGAAGUCGUUCCACCCCCCGUCUCCCCACGUCUCUGUGCGCCCGUCGUUGGGGGGGUUGUUUGACCAUACUUCACCACGCCGGUCGGUGCGAGAUGCUGAAGCGGCGAGGGACAAGGGCCCACGACCGCUUCCCAGAAUCCCACUCGCCACUGAUGUGAGCCGCGCCUGGGAAUCGUACAGAACUGCCGCUGGCCAAGGACAUGGCAGUACAGCAAGUUGGGGGAUCGUGAACCCGUCCAUGUUAAAGAGAGAGAGAGAGAUAGAGAGAGCCAUAUCCACGCUCUGAGCGGAUGGCAUCCCCCACCGUCUGCAGUUCCCCUAUCCCCCAUCUCACAAAGGCGAACUCUAAAUUCAUUCGAAUUGGCCAACCACGGAAGUUCCUUGUCUCUCAACAAGCGGCACGAUGCAUCGUCAUCAUCGCCAUCAUCAUGCUCGUCAUAUUUUAAAGGUUGCAAUGGUGAAGUUACUUCACUGGACACGGCCGUGCUAGACGUACGUGUCUGUGCGCGUGUUUAAUGUUGAGUCAGAGAUCACGUGACCCACUGAUCUGUCCGACAAUAAAUAAACUCGCUCACAGCCCCAAAUCCCCUGUCCACACGUCCACCCUGACCUUCCCCCCAAAAAACUGAUAAAAAUUAUAUGAAUUACAGCUUCGUUCAGGAUUCAAGCGCACUGCGCUACUGGCUCUUGUUCAGAGGCGAUUAGGCCCUCACGUGAUGAGGUCUCGUCAUCGUAGUGGCUGCUACCAUCAUCACCAUCAUCACCGUCACGCGUGGAAUCUUGAGUCGCAGACAUUUUUAAUCUAAACAACGCGUGCUGAUUGUAAGCGUGGAGAAGGAGGGCGACACCCGAGGGACCCGGAGACAAAUCCACGCGACCACCACGGGAAGAGAGAGAGAGAGCGAGAGACCGCGCGGACACCAAUAUAUACAAACAGGCACCGCCAGGGUAGGGAAUCGAACCCACGGGUCUCAUGCGUACCGGGCGGGGGGGUGAGGGAGAUGCCAUCUCCUCGCCACCACUACCGCGCCCCAUUGAGAGUGAAUAACCUGACCACCCACGCUCAUUGCAAGCGAUUGUCAUGUAAUUCCUCCAGGAUAUGUAAAGAUUAUGAGUCUGACAUUUCGCUGAUCUUGGGCCACGUGACGACUUUGACAGCGGCUAAAGAGCGAUGCCACAUCGGGUGGUACCCAGCGAGUCAAAUAUCGUGUCAGUGGACUCAUGGGCUCAAUGGGAAGGAAGACUGAACGAGUGUUCAUAUAUUUGGGGGGGGGGGGGCACGAUUGAGAAAUCGUACAGAGGGAGUGGCAGCGUGGGGGGACUGCGGUGUGGUACCUCCGUAGAUGCCACAGCGAAGGGGGGCGGGGGAUGAUAACGGCACGAGGUUGAGACGUCUACGCCAAUGGGGUGAAGGGUGUUGAAGCGAGCCCAACGUGGGAUGACUGCGGUAAUGUUACGAAUCACAACGUGACCUUCGGUGGUGGUGGUGGUGGUGUUGAUGCGGGCUGCUGAGUUGUCAGUGGUGCACAAACAACAAUAUUCCAACGUAUUUGUCAAUAAUGACUCUGUGGCUUAUUAAAAUAACAUGUAUAGUGGCGACGUUACGGGCAAUGGUCCUCUUUAAGUGCUACGACGAAGUGUCAUUGCCCGAAACGUCGACUAUUUAUUUUCCUUUCAAAGCCACACACUGUGCGUUGACGAAUGUGCCGGUGUGGUUUCACCUUCCUCGAGACAACACAUUCCUCAUUCUGAAUAUCAAACACGAAACGAUUCGUUGCACGCCCGCCGCACGAGCCUGAUGAUUGGUAAACGCGCCUUCACACGGCGGCGGCGAACAGAGGGCCGCGUCAAAUGCAGCCGAGGACCGUGGGGAGCGGUGGCGCAGCGGUUAGCGCUACGCUGCGCUACGAACCCCGUGACCCGAGCUCGAUUUCCGCUCUUGGCCAUCGACACCGGUGACGAUUAUCUGAACCGAUCCUGGGCCUCCCCUAGGUCAACUCAGCCUCAAAUUAAUACCUGUUGCAGUGUGUAAACAUCGCCACUAGGGAGACAAAGGCGGCCGGGCGUGGUGCUGGCCACCCACCCCCUCGUGUGCCGUGUUUGACCUUCAUAGGUGCUCGCUAACAGCACUUGUCCCAAACACUCCCAUGAGGCUGAACGGGGGAUCUUUGCCUAUUGCGCGCGUGUGUACCACGUGACGCAGCGCGAGACGCGUUUACCAAUCAUCGGGCAAGUGCAGCGCGUAACGGACUCAACUGGCGUUGAAAACGAUGCUUCUGGAGACGUUGAAAAAUCAUUGCAACGUUGGCCCCACGUUCAGCUGAACGUUGGGCAAACGUUGGCGUUGUUCACUGCGCGGUUCGUAAAGGCGAAGUGGAACAACAUCAAGAACAAACAUGAACAGUCGCAGUGGACCCGUCAACAAACGGCUUUAGCUUCUGAUGCUUCCCUGAACGGUCGUCCAUUCAUUGUCAGUGACGAUGAGUAUGCAAAAGGCAACAACAACAACAACAAAAUGUACAUACGACGAUUUGUACUUUGAUUUGCGCGUGUUUUUAUUUGUUUCAUCGCUCCCACCUUUGAUGUCUUCGACCUGUUGUGUGCACGUGGUGGUCGGGGUGAGGGUUUGGAGAUUGUGUUGGUGUUGCAGCGCCUUGCGAUCAAUUCUCGCCGCGUGUUAGAAGCUCCGAGGCUGUUGUGAAACCGGUCGCGGAUUCGAUUGCGUCUUCAUUUUUCGCCCACGGAGAAUCUCAACCCUUAUCUGUGUAUCGCAUCUGUCUGUCGAUCUAUCAGUGGUGUAGUGAAUACAUUAUCAGUGGGGUUGCGGCAAUCGGUAGAGGCACCCCCCCCCCCCAAAAAAAAUAUAUAUUUUAUUUUUCUCGCAGUCGCCAAACGUUACUGCUCGAAUUUCAUGAAAUUCAAAUAUAACGUGGAACGUGAUUGACAGCAUUUCUAUCAAAACAAUAUAUACAUGUAAACCGCGUGUUUAAAUAAGUGUAUUGUCCUUUGACACUGUUGUUGAAAACAAAUCUCAUGUUGGUUGUCAAGGGGGGCCCCCCCAACUCGUAGCUUUGGCCAACCGCGACUGCGAUGUGAUCUUGAGCGCUGUGGGAACAACAGACCAUGGCGGGAGUGGUGGUGGUGGUGGUGGACAGAAUUCGUUCACCCUACGAUGCGCAUGAACAUCAUCAGCAUCAUCGUCAUCGUCGUCAUCAUCUCCCCGUUCAGAUGCCCGGGCUGGUUAGCGCUCAACUACAGGGUGCUUCAAAAUAUUGUUUUAACACUUCUGAGAAUUUGCAACGACACCUACGAGAAAUGUUUGUGCCUCCGAGCUCUGGAGACCACCCGGAGUAGAUGAUUCCAGGCACGCGUUGACAACGAUGGCGAAUAAGUGGGGAGACUUUUUGAAGCUAUUAACAUCGCAUUUGUUAUCAUGUUACUUACUGUGUAGUAUAUUAUCCGUUAUUCUUCCAUUUAAAACGAUAGUCCCGGAAUAAGUGUGGUGACAUUUUGUGUUAAGCACCGUGUAUUGCUGAGCAGUUUGGGAUAUUAGACAUCCGCGGGAGCGGCUCGAGAGUAUUCGCGUCUCGCUCCGAGUGGUCCCUUCCCCGGGGGUUUCGCUCCUGCUUCCGCAGAUUUCGCUUCUCACUUCCCUGCACCCCCCCCUGCACCACCCUCUCUUGUGGAGUAGAUUCGAAUAGCGACUAAUCCAGAUAAUACAAUUGCGUGCAUAUUAAUCAACCACUCAUCGAUUAUUUCCCGCGCGAAUUGGUGCAUGCGUCGCGAGCGUAAAGAAUCGAUUAAUCAAUCGAUACGAACUCUAAUGUUCAGCAGUGUUGAAGUUGGUGAAGUUCAUGAUAUUAUUAAUAAUGUCGAUAUGGAUAAUACUGGUGCGUACCGGAGUGUGUCUGUGUGUAUGUGUCUGUGUGUCUGUGUGUUUGUGUGUAUGUGUGUAUGUAUGUGUGUCUGUGUGUUUGUGUGUCUGUGUGUAUGUGUGUCUGUGUAUAUGUGUGUCUGUGUGUCUGUGUAUAUGUGUGUCUGUGUGUUUGUGUGUAUGUGUGUAUGUAUGUCUGCGUAUGUGUGUCUGUGUGUCUGUGUAUAUGUGUGUCUGUGUGUAUGUGUGUCUGUGUAUCUGUGUGUAUGUGUGUCUGUGUGUCUGUGUGUAUGUGUGUCUGUGUGUCUGUGUGUCUGUGUGUAUGUGUGUCUGUGUGUAUGUGUGUCUGUGUGAGUGCGGUUAUAAAACUAUAUUCAGCUCAUAGAAAGUUAAUUCUGUCAUAAUUUCUUAAGUACGAUUGUCUCUAAUCGGGUGCCUCUAUUAGAGCAAAGAAUUAUUCUUUAAAAUACGUUUUUUCAAAACACCCGAUCUUAUCUUGUAACUACACACGUUUAGGCAGGCUGAGUUACAAGGAUGUCUAAAACUACGAUCUACAAUUAAAAGAAGCAAUCUGGAGUUUAAUAGCGGCACGAUACCAAUUCCAUAAAAAAAAAUAUGGGCAAAGUAAUGAAAACUAAAAAUAAAUAAUUGGGGACUUUUGAUCCCGAUCCGCCUUCAAUAAUUGCGUUCCAGUUCAAAUUGCUCCGCUGCUGCGUUGGCAGUGCCACACAAUCACAAUUAACAAUACUAACUCAUUACAUUGGUCAAUAACUUUGCCUUACAAAAACAGAUAUAUAUAUACAUACACACAAUAGGCGACGUUUCGGGCAAGGGCCUCUUCUUCAUAGCACUUACGUGCAUAGCACUUGUGACGCCACUGGUUGAGACAUCACCAGCGAGCUCCUGAGAUUCACGUUCCACCGAUAACAUCAACAGCCAUGCUCAAUCCACUGCUCCACCGCUUGACAGUGAUGCUUUUCUCCCUCCCUCCCUCCUUCCCCUCCACAUUUAGAAUCAACGUCACGCGUUGAGAGUAUUGGGCUCAUCUUCGUGGUUCUUUCGGUAAAGUCACGUAGAAGGGAAAUAAUAAAAUAAUAAAUAUUAAACAAUAUAAAAUACAAUUCUCACGACGUUUCGGCCACAACGCAAGCAGCCGUCCUCAGGUGAAGAACAGGGCUGUCGGAAAGACAGCGUCCGAAUGAACACCACCAAGCUUGGCAGCGUAUAUUUAAGCUGGGUUAAAGGAGGAGGGAGCCUUGACAAAGGAAUUUGCAUAUCAACAGGAAUGUAUCAUAUUUAUGGUAAAUGCAGAUAUGGGAUUAUUCACUACUUGUGGAAUGUGUAGGUGAUGGGGGAGUCUCAAAGUCAUAUUAUGCUCGUGUAUUAUGUAGGAUUAGCAGUAAUAAAUGUCCACGUGGUGACGAGCCACUUCAUUGACGUAUCAUUUGUGGCCAGGUUGCCUCUGGAAAAAAUAAAACUACGUAGCGGCUCUAUGCCUAUACAAUACAAAAAAAAUUGCUUAAACUAGCUUAAUAAAUAGCUCGUAUAGCAAGUUGUGUAGAUACAAGAAAAGAGAGACGCAAGGAUAUUGAUUUGUUCGUGCGUUGGUUUAUUUUCUCAUCGAGAGGUCUUGUUUUUUUUCCAAUCUUAUCAUUGUACCUCUCCGAGCUUUUCGCGAUUUCAAUCGCCGCCGUAGUCCUCACGGUCGGUGCAAUCUUGUGGUGAAACCGGGCCUCGAUUCCUUUGACCAGAACCAUGAGAAACAAACUGUCAAUCGAUUGUCAAUGUCUUAUCGAGUCGCAACAACAACAACAACGGAGAUGCAGUUGGCGACGAUUCGCCGUUGUCUGUAAUGAGCUCGAGCAUGGAUGGACAAAAAAAAAACAACUUACUAUAGAGAGAACUCCAGAGCUUUGAUAAUUCACUGGUCAACACACUUUUUCUGGCAUAAGGUAUUCCAACGGUUAUAAUGUAAUUUUGGGGUGCUGAUUCCAAAUCUGGCAUCAGUUUUUGUCUAUCACAUCAGGUUUUUGAGGUAUCAAAUAUUGCAUUUUCAAUCAAAACUGCAGAAGAAAAAUAUUAAAUAAAUGUGGAUAUCUACAUAAAAUUAUAUUAUAAACACACUAUAAUAACACUAAAGCAGUCACUGACUCGCAACAACUUGCAAUCAUAAGUGACAGAGUUAAUUUCGGGUAAAAUCAAUGAAAAUGGGGUAAUGCCGAUAGCAUAAAAAUGAGAUGUGAUAGAGCAAAUCUGAAAACAGAUUUGGAAUCAGCACCCUGAAAUUAGUCUAAAACAGCUGCAAAAGUCCAGGCCAGAAAAAAAACUUUUUUUGUUGUUGACCAGUGUAUAAUUGUUCGUAGUCCCAGCUCCCCACCCGGCUGUUACUGCCGCUGCUGCCGCUGCUGCCACUGCUGCCGCUGCUGCUGCUGUUGCUGCUGCUGCCGCUGCUGCCGCUGCUGUUACUGCUGCCGCUGCUGCUGCUGAUGCUACUGCUGCUGCUGCUGCAUGUCUUCCAGCUUGGCCUGAGAUUCCUCAGCGAUUGUGAUCUGCAACUUGCAUCACCUACGACUCACUCGAACGUAUGAAGCAUCACCAUUAUUAGCGAGCACCUAUUACGUUAGCCACCACCACACCACCACGCCAUCGCUUCCUUCCUUUUGCCAGUUCAAAUUCGUUUUCCUGCAGUUGCCAUGCGCCUGAGCUGCAAGGUUUGUUCUUAGUCACCAACAUCAUUCGGAUAUUUUUUAAAGUCCACGGCACGACCGAUGAAGGCCGGAAAGUCACGUGAGGGGGUGGUGAGCCAGCGCCAUGCGCCCGGUCAACUUUGUCUCCCGCGUGGCGAUGAUGCCACACCGCCUCGGAUAUUCAUUUGAGGCUGAGUCGACCGAGGGGAGGCCCAGGAUCGGUUCAGAUAACGGUCACAGGUGUUGGUGGCUGUGAGUGGGAAUCGAACUCGGGUAGCGCAGCGCGCUAACCGCUACACUACCGCUCCCCCUCACUAUGUAGGGACACACGCGGACAAAAAUGUGCGCACAAUAUCACUAACAUCACCUUUCUUAAUCCAGGAUAGUGUUUUUGUUUUCUUAGCCUCGACAUAAUAAUUUGCGCUCUUAACGUUUGGCCCCUUUGCAUUGCAAUUCUCAGGAAUUGCGCUCGAUUAACAUACAUUUAAGGGGGAAAAAAUGCUAUUUCAAUAUAUGACAUGUUCUCUUGGUUCUGGUCUCCAAGGUUCUGUUACCAUGUGUAUAUAUAUAUUGAAGGUCUGUCCACAGUACAUAUGAACACAAUAUAUGUAUGUGUGUGUGUAUAUGGAGACGGACAUAACUUGUGGGUGAUGUGUGUCCGCGCGUGUAUAUUAAUACCGUUAUUGUUAUAUAGAGACACUGAACUACAGUACGAUAUAUAUUACUGAGAAAAUCCCCCACCAACAUCAACCAUCCACCCACCCACCUAACCACACGUUUCAUUCAUUGGACAAAGCAUCUCUUCCCAUCCGAAUCAACACCCCAAACAUUCCUAUUCCUGCUCUGGCCGCGACAGUCCAAGUGGUUUCAGAAAGUCCGUUCCUGUGCCCCAAAAGCUUUUUGGCGAAUAUCUGCAUUUUAGUCCCAGGUUUAAGACUCAUUCUUAACUCGUGAUCCAGGCAAAGGGCGGAGCUAGCCACGUAGUGGGCGGGGCAACCCCCGUAGUGGGCGGGAUAUCCGAGUUGUGGGCAUGGCUGUUUGAACAGUGGGAGGGGCGAUCGGAGUAGUGGGCGAAGCCAACGUCCAAAUGACCAAAUGCGCUCGCUGCGCAUGCGGUGCUAGUGGCAGAGCGGGCGUGACUUUAUAAAAGUGGGCGGGUCUUAGGGAGGGGUUGCCUAGCUUCAUCCACGUGUCCCGGUUGAGCCUCCCAGAAGUGUGGUAGCUUUACGGACGCCCCUUCAUAUUGCUAUCGAUCAAACACCGGGAAGUGGUUAUCAAUGUUCGUUUUGUGUUGCCGUGGUUGUUAACUUAACGUGGCUUCUUGCUGCACGUGAAGCGCUGCGGUUGAAACUUCCAGUUUAGCAGGGGGCGAUCACCUACGUGACCUUUCCAGCAUGGGGUUCGAGUUGCAGACAGUACAGAAAGAAGGCAGAUUAUCUACUUGCCCUUUCUCCUUUAUAUAUAUAGCGGACGUUAUGUGUUAUUCCCGCUAUAUGUUGGGCCAUUCUCCAGGCGCGCUAGUUUUCUUGCCACACGCAAUAAAGGCAUUGACCUCA
Messenger RNA from Lethenteron reissneri (Far Eastern brook lamprey), 11321 nucleotides. RefSeq names its product opioid-binding protein/cell adhesion molecule homolog. The record is from RefSeq and is a predicted model, not a curated record. Lineage: Eukaryota; Metazoa; Chordata; Hyperoartia; Petromyzontiformes; Petromyzontidae.